Molecule: messenger RNA, 3934 nt
Organism: Malania oleifera
Lineage: Eukaryota; Viridiplantae; Streptophyta; Magnoliopsida; Santalales; Ximeniaceae
Product: importin subunit beta-1
Exons: 3
Coding region: 156-2771 (871 amino acids)
Biological process (GO): protein import into nucleus
Cellular component (GO): nucleus; cytoplasm
Molecular function (GO): small GTPase binding; nuclear import signal receptor activity
Source: RefSeq, a predicted model, not a curated record
GUGAUUUCAAUUGCCCGUCCAGCUUUUACAAACGCGUCCUCUCUCUCUCUCUCUCUCUCUCUCUCUCUCUCUCUCUCCUAUUAGGGUUUCAAAGCGCCGUUGCGCUCUUUUCGAUCCGUUACGGUACUAUCCACACUUUGUUAUCCAGAUACAAUAUGGCGAUGGAAGUUACCCAGGUGCUUUUGAAUGCACAAUCAGUAGAUGGAACCAUUCGGAAGCAUGCGGAAGAAAAUUUGAAACAGUUUCAGGAGCAAAACCUACCCAGCUUCUUGCUCUCUCUUUCUGGGGAGCUAGCUAAUGAUGAGAAGCCUGUUGACAGCCGCAAAUUAGCUGGUUUGAUCCUUAAAAAUGCUUUGGAUGCCAAAGAACAGCACAGAAAGUUUGAGCUUGUUCAAAGAUGGUUGUCAUUGGACAACACUGUAAAGACUCAGAUAAAGACAUGCUUGUUACAGACCCUUUCAUCUCCUGCAUCUGAUGCUCGGUCAACGGCAUCACAAGUCAUUGCAAAGAUAGCAGGUAUUGAGUUGCCUCAGAAACAGUGGCCCGAGCUGAUAGGGUCACUCCUGUCAAAUAUUCAUCAGCUUCCAGUUCAUGUCAAGCAAGCCACUUUAGAGACUUUGGGAUAUUUGUGUGAGGAAGUCUCUCCCGAUGUUGUAGAUCAAGAUCAAGUAAAUAAAAUUCUUACAGCUGUAGUUCAGGGAAUGAAUGCAUCUGAGGGAAACAAUGAUGUUAGGCUUGCUGCAACAAGAGCGCUGUAUAAUGCUUUGGGCUUUGCUCAAGCAAAUUUCACCAAUGAUAUGGAACGUGAUUACAUUAUGAGAGUUGUCUGUGAGGCAACUUUGUGCCCAGAAGUGAAGAUACGACAGGCAGCUUUCGAGUGUUUGGUAUCCAUUUCUUCAACUUACUAUGAGAAAUUAGCCCCUUACAUUCAGGACAUUUUUAAUAUUACGGCGAAGGCUGUAAGGGAAGAUGAGGAACCUGUUGCCCUGCAAGCCAUUGAGUUUUGGAGCUCAAUUUGUGAUGAAGAGAUAGAUAUCUUAGACGAAUAUGGAGGUGAUUUCACUGGGGAUUCUGAUAUUCCUUGCUUUUAUUUUAUUAAGCAAGCACUUCCUGCCCUUGUGCCUAUGCUGUUGGAGACACUCCUUAAGCAGGAGGAGGAUCAAGACCAGGAUGAAGGGGCAUGGAAUCUUGCCAUGGCUGGGGGCACAUGUCUUGGUUUGGUUGCACGGACAGUGGGAGAUCAUAUUGUUCCGCUUGUUAUGCCAUUCAUUGAAGAGAACAUAACAAAACCAGAUUGGAGGCAAAGGGAGGCAGCCACAUAUGCCUUUGGCUCCAUCUUGGAGGGUCCUUCCCCUGAAAAGUUAACACCCAUCGUCAAUGUUGCUUUAAACUUUAUGCUCAGUGCGUUGACAAAGGACCCUAAUAAUCAUGUGAAGGACACUACAGCUUGGACCCUGGGAAGAAUAUUUGAAUUCCUUCAUGGUUCAACUAUUGAAACACCCAUAAUUACUCAUGCAAAUUGCCAGCAGAUUAUCACAGUAUUGCUUCAAAGCAUGAAAGAUGUUCCAAAUGUUGCCGAGAAAGCCUGUGGUGCUCUCUAUUUUCUUGCCCAAGGUUAUGAAGAUGUGGGUUCAUCAUCUCCCCUGACUCCUUUUUUCCAAGAAAUUGUUCAGUCACUUCUCACAGUCACUCACAGAGAAGAUGCUGGGGAAUCUCGUUUAAGGACUGCUGCAUAUGAAACCUUGAAUGAAGUAGUGAGGUGUUCAACUGAUGAAACAGCUCCCAUGGUGUUGCAACUUGUUCCUGUCAUUAUGUUGGAGCUUCACCAGACACUUGAGGCUCAGAAGCUUUCGUCUGAAGAAAGAGAGAGGCAGGGUGAAUUACAAGGCCUUCUCUGCGGAUGUCUCCAGGUCAUCAUUCAGAAACUAGGAUCAUCAGAGCCGACCAAGUAUGUUUUCAUGCAGUAUGCAGAUCAGAUCAUGGCACUUUUCUUGAGGGUUUUCGCUUGUAGAAGUGCCACAGUCCACGAGGAGGCAAUGCUUGCAAUUGGAGCCCUUGCCUAUUCAACAGGCCCGGAUUUUGCAAAAUAUAUGCCAGAGUUUUAUAAAUAUUUGGAAAUGGGUCUUCAGAAUUUUGAGGAGUACCAAGUCUGUGCUGUCACGGUUGGGGUGGUGGGGGAUAUAUGCAGGGCAUUGGAGGACAAGAUUCUACCUUAUUGUGAUGGAAUUAUGACGCAACUACUUAAAGACUUAUCAAGUAACCAGUUGCACAGAUCUGUGAAGCCUCCUAUCUUCUCCUGUUUUGGUGACAUAGCACUGGCAAUAGGUGAGAACUUCGAGAAGUACCUCAUGUAUGCUAUGCCCAUGCUUCAGAGUGCAGCUGAGUUGUCUGCCCAUACAUCAGGUGCCGAUGAUGAAAUGACAGAGUACACCAAUCUUUUGAGAAAUGGGAUUUUGGAGGCAUAUUCUGGAAUUUUUCAAGGCUUCAAGAACUCUCCCAAAACUCAGCUCUUGAUUCCAUAUGCACCUCACAUCCUCCAGUUCCUGGAUAGCAUAUAUCUUGAGAAGGACAUGGAUGAUGUGGUAAUGAAAACUGCCAUUGGGGUUCUUGGAGAUCUAGCUGAUACUCUGGGAAGUAAUGCAGGUUCUUUGAUCCAGCAAUCUCUGUCAAGCAAAGACUUUUUAAAUGAAUGCUUGUCCUCAGAGGACCAUUUGAUUAAAGAAUCUGCUGAAUGGGCCAAGUUGGCCAUCAGUCGUGCUAUUUCUGUUUGAGGCUGCUGCCACUUGGUAAAUUAUUUUUCCUUUUAGAAGUCCCUGCAUGCAUCGGGUGUGUCGAGUCGGGGUCUGGGAUUGCAUACAAUGUGUCGGGUCAUUGCUAUUUUCAGACAACAGAAUCAUCCUUCAAGUUGUCACUAACUCUUGCAUCAGCACCAUGGGGUCGGGUUCUUUUUCUUUUGUCAUCGAGGAAUGGGAAGUGAUGGCUUUGCAAAGAUGGGUGGAGGCCUUCCUCUGGAAGCGGAAAAGGUAUUCUUUGGUGCUGGAGAAUAUGGGGUGGGAAGGGAUUUGUUGCAGUGACAUGCUGAAUGGGCACAACCUCGGUUCCUCUUGAGUUCACUGUAUCGUUGACGGAAUUUUUAUGGUUGAGAUUGAAUAUCUUAAGUGAUAACUGAUAACCCCCAUACCAUCCCGGUAGUGCUGUUCUCUCACCGGUGGUUUUUGGUGUUUGGAAUGAAUGACUGCAGAAAGCUGGCUUGAGUUUUGUAACACUUAAAAACCACUCCCUGGUUUUUGGGUGUUUUGGAGUGAAUUACUGCAGAAAGUUGGUUCGAGUUUUGUAACACUUAAAGCCACCCUGCCGUUGCAUUUCACAUUUGAUCCCCCAUCGCCUUUUUGCCUACUCCCUCGGUUCUAUUUCUUAAUGUCUUGCAUUGUUCAAGGUCAUCAAUUUGUUUUGUUAGUUAAGGUCGGGUCAUAUCAUAUUUCACCUCAUUCGCAUUUUUGUAUACUUAAUAGUGUGGGUUUUUAGUGGUCACCCGCAGACUCUGGAGAGCAUUUCUUCCUGCAUCACUCUAUUUCAUUUCCUACCAUUGUUACAAUAGGUGUCUUGUAAGUCAAAUGUUCAAUAGCAUGCAUUCAUGAAAUCAUGUGUGCUGCCUUUCUCCUUGCCUUUAAAGUAUAGAUUUUUUUUGAAGUUGUGCUUUCGAAAUGUGUAGUCAUAUUUUGAUGAUUGCCUUCUGUAGAGUGUUAUAUUGAAAAUGUCACCAAUUAUGAUGACAAUGGAAGGGUUGAAAACCUUAAAAAAAGAAAAAAAGUAUUUGGAGUUGUCACUUGUUAGGUGGGGCGGUGUAUUUUGUAGCCUCACCUCAUCUUCAAGUUUUUGAGCCAUAUGUCAUAAAUUCUCUAUAGAUUUAUGUGAAUUUGGAUGUGUUCUUGCA